Messenger RNA from Anopheles nili, 1814 nucleotides. RefSeq names its product AP-1 complex subunit mu-1 (gene AP-1mu). NCBI's taxonomy places the organism in Eukaryota, Metazoa, Arthropoda, Insecta, Diptera, Culicidae. The record is from RefSeq and is a predicted model, not a curated record. Gene Ontology annotation, molecular function: clathrin-cargo adaptor activity. The transcript has 3 exons. Gene Ontology annotation, cellular component: clathrin-coated vesicle; clathrin adaptor complex. The coding region runs from base 1 to 1269 and encodes 422 amino acids. Gene Ontology annotation, biological process: vesicle-mediated transport; intracellular protein transport.
AUGUCCUCGUCGGCAAUUUUCAUACUCGACGCAAAGGGAAAGGUGCUGAUAUCGCGCAACUAUCGAGGCCACAUCGAUAUGGGUGUGAUCGAUAAGUUCAUGCCGUUGUUGAUGGAAAAAGAAGAAGAAGGGCUAAUAACACCGAUCCUCCAGACGCCAGAAUGCACGUUUGCGUACGUGAAAACGAACAAUCUGUAUCUUGUGUCGGUCACCCGGAGCAACGCCAACAUCGCGCUGGUGUUUGUUUUCCUCCACAAAGUGGUGCAGGUGUUCACGGAGUACUUCAAGGAGCUGGAGGAGGAAAGCAUACGGGACAAUUUCGUGGUGAUUUACGAACUGCUGGACGAGCUCAUCGACUUUGGCUAUCCGCAGACGACGGACAGUAAAAUCUUGCAGGAGUACAUCACGCAAGAAGGCCACAAGCUCGAGAUACAACCGCGUAUUCCGAUGGCGGUGACGAACGCCGUGUCGUGGCGCUCGGAGGGCAUCAAGUAUCGCAAGAACGAAGUGUUUCUUGAUGUAAUCGAAAGUGUUAACCUGCUAGCGAAUGCUAACGGCAACGUGUUGCGAAGCGAGAUCGUUGGCGCGAUAAAAAUGCGCGUUUAUCUGUCCGGCAUGCCCGAGCUGCGGUUGGGGCUAAACGAUAAGGUGCUAUUCGAGAGCACUGGCCGGGGAAAGUCCAAAUCCGUCGAGCUGGAGGACGUAAAGUUCCACCAGUGCGUGCGAUUGUCCCGAUUCGAGAACGAUCGCACGAUCUCCUUCAUUCCACCAGACGGCGAGUUCGAGCUGAUGUCGUAUCGCCUCAACACGCACGUGAAACCGCUGAUUUGGAUCGAAUCCGUUAUCGAGCGCCACGCGCACAGUCGCGUAGAAUACAUGAUCAAGGCGAAGUCACAGUUUAAGCGCCGGUCUACUGCAAAUAACGUGGAAAUCGUCAUUCCGGUGCCCGCUGACGCCGAUUCACCCAAAUUCAAGACUACGAUUGGCAGCGUAAAAUACGCUCCCGAACAGAAUGCCAUCACAUGGACGAUCAAGUCAUUCCCGGGUGGAAAGGAAUACCUUAUGCGUGCACACUUCGGCCUCCCCAGCGUCGAAUGUGAGGACAGCGAGGGCAAACCCCCCAUUCAGGUCAAAUUCGAAAUUCCAUACUUCACUACAUCUGGCAUUCAGGUUCGAUAUCUGAAGAUCAUCGAAAAGAGUGGCUAUCAAGCAUUGCCCUGGGUGCGAUACAUCACCCAGAACGGCGAUUACCAGCUGAGAACAAACUAAUGCGUCAUGCGGUGCCUGAAGUGUAAUUGUUAAGUUUCUCCAUUUCCUUCAACGCUAGCAAAACCUUCCCGCACCGUAUCGAUUCAGUUGGCGCGAUGUUGCCGUUCUGCCGCCCUCAAAGCAACCACCAUUUAGUCGUCCUUCCGUUGGUGACCGCUGACGGUGAUCAUGUUUAGUACGGUACGGUGUGCAGUAUUAACGUAGCGAUUGCGUACAGUAGCUGCUGUCAAAGACACGUGGAAGUCAUACUUUCCUGAUUAGCGACUUAUUUGCUUUUAGCACCUUUCUGUCCAUCCAUCGAUGCUUUAUCGUAGCGCUCUGUUAGAGUGCUUUUUUUUAAUUAUUACGUUUUUCAUCAAAUUUCUGCUUUUCCGGUGUCGUCUGAAUGUUUAGUUCUUUUCGCUAGCGCGUUUCAUUCGCCGCGGCAGAUACGUUAAAGUGGGAUUCGUUUGUCCCGUCAUUCUUCUUGAAAAGUAGUUGAAAAUUGUAUUUUACGUUCCACUUUAACCAUCCUGUAAAACAACCAUGUAGCACAUAAAAAUAAA